AUGAAGGUCACGACGAUACAAGCCGCCUUCGGGUCAGCCAUUCUUCUGCUGUCCGCCCAGCCAUGCGCCGCAACAAAUCAGCACAAAGUCCACCACCGACACCACGAGCUCCAUGCCGACAAGAGGUACAUGCACGAGCCUAGCUAUACCAAUGCUACCUACAACCCGAAAUACGCAUCGCGACUCUCCCAGACCGACAAGCUUCAGACUCGCAGCGAUGCCAAGUGCGCCUUCCCAACGGACAAGGGACUGGUCGCCGUCACACCGGGUGACUUGAACGGUGGUUGGGCAUUGGCCCCGGAUCAAGAAUGUGUUGAUGGCACUUGGUGCCCCAUCGCUUGUCCUCCGGGCAAGGUCAUGGCGCAAUGGAAGCCCGAUACCACCUACACCUACCCAGAGUCAACCUACGGAGGUAUCUACUGCAACGGCGGCGAGAUCGAAGUUCCCUUUGCGCACGAAGACUGGUGUGUAGAUGGCACAGGCGCUGUCGAAGCCGUGAACAAGGCCGGUUCUGUCGUUGCUUUCUGCCAGACCGUUCUCCCGGGUUACGAGGACAUGACCAUUCCGACUGAAUGUCAUGAUACUGCCACUCUGGCCGUCCCCGGCAUGUCCUACUGGGAUGCCACAGCGUCUCACUUUUACAUCAACGCCCCUGGUGUUACUGUCGAGGAAGGAUGCCACUGGGGAGACCAGUCGAAGCCAAUCGGUAACUGGGCUCCCUUUGUCGCGGGUGCUAACACCGUGGCGGAUGGCUCCACCUUCGUCAAGCUCGGUUUGAACCCGGUGUGGCAAGACAGUGAUCUCUACAACACGAAACCCACCUUUGGCCUCAAGAUUGAAUGCCCAGGCGGAGGCUGCAACGGCAUGCCCUGCGAGAUGGAUGGCAACGGUGUCACCAGUAACAACAAGGCCACUGGCGCUGGAGGUUCCGACUUCUGCGUCGUCACUGUCCCCAAAGGCGGCAAGGCCAACAUCGUCGUCUACAACCUGGAUGGAUCCGACGGCGGCGACAGUGGCGAUGAUACCCCGAGCUCCUCCAGCUCUGAGCCCGUGCCCGAGACUACGUCCACGUUUUCUACAUCCAAGCCGACCCCAUCAUCGACGAUAACAAGCACCCCCACAUCCACAUCUGUACCACCAAAGACAACGUCAAGCACAUCGUCGACCACUUCUUCGACCACAUCUUCAACCACAUCUUCAACCACAUCUUCAACGUCAAGUUCAACAUCGACGUCGUCCACCUCAUCCAAGGUGCAGACAACGAGCUCGUCCGUAAGCAGCAGCAGCAGCAGCAGCGUUGUGCCGACCACCUCCUCGAGUUCUUCAAGCGUCAAGGUCCCCUCCAGCUCUGCCGCUGCUUCUGCUUCUUUCAUUGGUGGGAUCUUCCAGCAAAACGGCACCUCCAGUACUCAUGCCUGGAGUGGACCAUCCGUUACGUCCGGUUCUGUCGCUGGCAGCCCAAGCGAGACCAAGCCCGCCGCCACCACCGAGGCGAACACGAGCGAGGGCGCCGCUCAACCCCAAGGCGGCGCUGCCGUCGCUGGUCUUAUUAUAGCCAUGGUGGCCGCUGGUUACAUGCUUUAG
Molecule: messenger RNA, 1584 nt
Organism: Anthostomella pinea
Lineage: Eukaryota; Fungi; Ascomycota; Sordariomycetes; Xylariales; Xylariaceae
Source: the annotation of a GenBank genome assembly